GUUUCACCAUGUUGACAGGCUGGUCUCCAACUCCUGACCUCAAAUAAUCCUCCUGCCAUGGCCUCCCAAAGUGUUGAGAUUACAGUCUUGAGCCACUGUGCCUAGCCAAUACUCCUAGUAAUGGUUUGAACAGGGGACGUGAGUUCUUGAGAACAGUGACCACAGUGGUGCAUUUUUCCCCCUGCACAUAACGUACAGCACUCUGCCAUAGUGCCAAGCACUUUAUGCUCCUAAAAUUUCUGUUGCAUUGUUGUUUGAAUGAAUAAAUGCGUCUUUUAAAAGUGAUUGCAGAAGUUGCAGCAUUAAGAAAUAAAGAGGGGGGACUAGUAAAAAUGCAUUUUGAUAGAGAUGGUGAGAAAGGCUGGCUUUAAAAGACACAUGGGACUUUUACUAGACAGGCGCUUUGACCAGCUAAGCAACAGGGGUCGCCUCGUGUGUGCUUUUAGAAUGUAGCAAUCACUGGCACACAGGGAAGGAUUAUUAGAUGAGGUGAGAAGAUGGCAAGCCCUGAUUGGCUGGAAGCAGAUGCAUUCUGGUAGCUGAUUGGUCCCACAGGUAGCGUGAAGCUUGUCACGUCGUCAGGUUCCCAGCAUUCAACCGGAGCCUUCUGUGGAGAGCUCGGAGCCUUCUGUGGAGAGGUCCAAGCCUUCAGCGGAGCCCCAGACGAGCCAAAGCCCACCUUCUCCUUGGCCUGAGCUGUCUUGAAGAUGAGUAAGAGUGAGUUUGGGAGCUAUGGCAGCAUUUCUGCUUACGGUGGAGCGAGUGGAGGCAGUGACCAACCAUCUGAGAGAGGUGCAGCUCCUGCUAUUAAGACCCAAAGACCUAGGGUCCGAAUCCAGGACAUCGUACCGUGUAAUGUGAACCAGCUGCUCAGCUCUGCUGUGUUGGACACUGUGUUCAAGGUUAGGGGAAUUACAGUUUCCCAGGUCUCCAUCGUGGGGGUAAUCAGAGGGGCAGAGAAGGCUUCAAAUCACAUUUGUUACAAAAUUGAUGAUAUGACCGCGAAGCCAAUCGAGGCCCGACAGUGGUUUGGUAGAGAGAAAGUCAAGCAGCUGACUCCACUGUCAGUCGGACUGUAUGUCAAAGUGUUUGGUAUCCUCAAAUGUCCAGCGGGAACGAAGAUCCUUGAAGUAUUGAAAAUUCAUGUCCUCGAGGACAUGAAUGAAUUCACCGUGCAUAUUCUGGAAUCGGUCAAUGCACACAUGAUGCUGGAUAAAGCCUGUGGUGAUACCGCUGUAGAAAGUGUGCCUGUGUCUGCGUCAGAAGUGGAUGAUGCUGGGGAUGAUGAUGAGAGUCGCCGCAAUUUCAUCCGGUGCGAAGUGCUGCGUUUGAUUCACGAGUGCCCUAGUCUGGAAGGGAGGAGCAUCCAUGAGCUCCAGGCUCAGCUCUGCGACCUUAGCAUCCAGGCCAUCAAGGAAGUGAUUGAUUAUCUGACCCUCGAGGGCCACAUCUAUCCCACUGUGGAUUGGGAGCAUUUUAAGUCUGCUGAUUGAGGCAGGGAAACCAUCCUUUUAUUUUCUGAAGACCCUUGCAUCCAGCUGUGAGUAAUUUUGACCUGUUGACUUUUUAGGAAGAAAAAAAAAAACAAAAAAAAAAACUGGCAUUCUUCAGGAACUUGCUGCUUUUCCAACUGCUUUGAACUUUUCUUUUUUUCUAGCUAUAUUUGAAGCUCAGAGAGAGAUGGUGAUGGAUAAAAUGACUGAACUCUUUGUAGGAUUUACUAGGAAGCUAAUGGAAACAUGGUGAUUUUGGGAGAAGAAAAAGUACAGAAAAUGUUGAAAUUUAUUAUUUAAUUGUGUUCGAGCUUCUUUUUCCAAAAUAUCUAUGUACUGGGAAAAAAUAGUUGCAGUCAGGGAGCCAGCUAAGAGACAAAAAAAAAAAAAAAAAAAGUAUUGCUUGUUUUUAUGUUAGACUUAUUUUCCAUGUUUAGAUUUAGCUUAUUAUAGUGAUAUUGUUAUCUCUUGCUCAAUAUAAUAUUUAGUAUUUGAUUAAUUCAAAUGAGCUAAAGAUACUAAUUUGUGAAUUCUAAUGCUCAGUUUAUUGUGUGAUUUGCUGUUUUUACUAUGAAUUUAUGUUUUCUUAAAAUAAGAUUAUACUGUGUUUAAAUAAGUCAUUUUCGCCAGGUUAUCUUUGAAUAUAGUUUUUUAAUGUGGGUAAGUUUAAUGAUUAUUUCAAAUAUGAUGUGGUAUUUGAUGAAAUUACAGUUUCUGGUAGUUGUAUGGUAAAUGGAUGCCAGAGUUUCUGUAAGUUUGAUGUGCUGGUAUGCUAUGUAUUUUACUAAAUGCUCCGUUUUAUGUAUAACAGGGUAUUUUUUAGGAGGUUAGGGAAACAAGUCAUAGGAAUAUGAAACUUACUGAGUUUGACACAGCCUUAUUCGAAUGUUUUAUUAAAUAGUUUUACAAAAUCUUAACUUUCCUUUGUGAUUUUUUUCUAAGUAUAUUUGAAAAAGCCUUUUUGUUUUAUAUCCUUGAGGAUAGUUUUAAUUGUCCAGAAUUUUUUCUUUUCUAUAUAUUAUACCAAGAACAUAUGCUAUAACCUAGCUCUAAUAAUACAUUUUAGUGUAGAUUAUAUAAAUUAUGUGAGACCUUUAAAUAAAAUUGACCAUUAAUGAAAACCCUCAGUUACAUAUACACCAAAGAUGGUAUCUUUCAAGAUGCUGAACCUUUUACAUUAGAGGAAAGAAAAAAUAUAUACUUUUGAAUUAAUAUAUUUUAUAUAAUAUAUAUAUUCAUAUAUCAUAUAUAUUUAGACAGAAGGGAAGAACAUUAUUUAAUUGAACAUGAAAACUGCAAAAAAAAUCUCUUAAAUGGAGCUUUGCUAGUAAUCCAUACUUUCAGGAAAACUCAGAAAAUGGCUUCUGUCAGUGGCCAUUAGAAAAACUUACCAUCAAUUCUUGCUUAAGCUUUAUGAUGCUUUCUGUACACUUGAAUUUAAGGCAGAAGACCAACCUCUCCCCCAUCCUCUGAGGGGAAAUAUCCUCUAUCUGUGUUCCUUGGGGUUCUUUUAGGUUUUUAAAAUUACUCCCCCCAACCCUUAUUCUUCUGAAUAGAAUCAUGUGCUUUAGUGGAUUCUGCAGCAGGUAAGAGAUAGCAGUGGAAAAAUAGUAAGCAGGUCUAGAUAUAAUGUCAGUGGAAAUCAAACAUUUUUAGGCACAACACAAACAUUGGAUUGUUUUAUACCUGCAUAUUUAGUCCAGCAGAUUUUUAAAGUUCAUUUUCAAUACCCAUGUGGCAUGCAUACUUUUUCAAUUUUGUUUAGACUGGGAAUGACUUGGCCAAUAUCCCCUUUCUCCGAGGUCCUGCCCUGAUUGUUAGCCACACCUUUUGAGGAUAAUAUGCAAGUCGUGGGGACAUACUGUUGACUAUUUUGGGCAGGGACAUUUAAGCCUGAGGAACCUGAAAAACAUAAUUGAGGUUUUUUCCUAUGGCUCACAGGAAUAUAUGUAUGUAUUUAUAUUGAGGUUGAUUCUAAAUUAACAAUGAAUAAAUAUAUUUGAAAAUGUUUUCAAGGCCAAUAUAAUAAUCUUA
Cebus imitator (Panamanian white-faced capuchin) is the source of this 3527-nucleotide messenger RNA. It is a transcript of the gene RPA4, whose product is annotated as replication protein A4. Gene Ontology annotation, biological process: DNA replication; double-strand break repair via homologous recombination; nucleotide-excision repair. Lineage: Eukaryota; Metazoa; Chordata; Mammalia; Primates; Cebidae. The record is from RefSeq and is a predicted model, not a curated record. Gene Ontology annotation, cellular component: nucleus; DNA replication factor A complex; chromosome, telomeric region. The coding region runs from base 708 to 1493 and encodes 261 amino acids. The transcript has a single exon. Gene Ontology annotation, molecular function: DNA binding.